Messenger RNA from Dermacentor silvarum, 1759 nucleotides. Its product is annotated as 5-hydroxytryptamine receptor 1. Bases 821 to 1633 code for a protein of 270 amino acids. The transcript has a single exon. Gene Ontology annotation, cellular component: dendrite; membrane. Lineage: Eukaryota; Metazoa; Arthropoda; Arachnida; Ixodida; Ixodidae. Gene Ontology annotation, biological process: G protein-coupled receptor signaling pathway, coupled to cyclic nucleotide second messenger; chemical synaptic transmission. Gene Ontology annotation, molecular function: neurotransmitter receptor activity; G protein-coupled serotonin receptor activity. The record is from RefSeq and is a predicted model, not a curated record.
UUGGCAAUAAAGAAAAAAGAAGAGUACGUGGCUUAAUGGUUCGAGCACCGGAAUUCUGUGCUCUAAUUCACCAUCAGUAACAUUUUUUAAAAAUUAUUUUCAUUAAGUCAAGGUGUGACAAGAACCUACCUGCCUACCCACCGCAAAGUGCCAAGAAUGGCGAAACAGUAGUAGUGAUCAGCUUUAUUUGAAACGACUGGAGUGCAUCUUGUCCCAGCGAGAAAGGCCUUCGUCCACUGUUCCUGUGGCCUUGGCAGCUGACAUUUGUGAUUUUAUUGUCUGCGGUAGUACUGGUGUUGGAAGCUUGGGUGUCUUUACGUGUUUGUCCGUAGUCGCCGCUGGAUAAUGGCCACCUCUCUCGUUAGCUGAUUAUGGUUAGCUUGAGAGUGCCACUUGAUUCGGAGGUCCACAUCGAAAAUGCAAGCUCUCACUGUGAUUGGACGAUUUCAGAAACUAUGCAGUAACGCGCGUGUUCUAAACACCUAAAUCGCUCGUGCAUAAAUAUCAGCGCUAGUGUAGAGGCACACAAAACAACGGACGUAAUUUGUUGUUCUCUCCUAUUCGCAUCCACGCAGGAUACCCUGACCUCGGAAAGUAGCGGCCCCAGCGGAAGCAGUGGCAUCACCGGCGGUGUCCCGUUCCCCCUGCCACGCUGAGUGCACUGGCGUUGGCUCUGUGCCUGGGCGCGCUCAUCGGCGCCACGGCGGUGGGCAACGCGCUUGUCUGCCUCUCUGUCUGCCUCGUGCGACGCCUGCGGCACCCGUCGAACCACCUGCUGGUCUCGCUUGCCGCCUCCGACCUCUGCGUGGCCCUGCUGGUCAUGCCUCCCGCCAUGUACCUUGAGCUCUCCGGCCACCGCUGGGACCUGGGACGAGCAGCCUGCGACGCCUGGGUGUCCGCGGACGUUGCCUCCUGCACCGCCUCCAUCCUCAACCUGUGCAUGAUCUCCGUGGACCGCUACCUGGCCAUCACGCGACCAUUGACCUACGGUGUCCGGCGCACGGCCCGAAGGGCCUGGGCCUGCAUCGGUGCCGUCUGGCUCCUGGCGGCGCUCAUCAGCAUUCCCCCACUGCUAGUCCUGGGGAACGAGCACGGCACUGUCGACACACCCACCUGCCUCGUCUGCCAGCACCUUGCCUAUCAGCUGUACGCCACGCUCGGGGCAUUCUACAUACCUUUGGCUGUGAUGCUGUUUGUGUACUGGAGGAUCCACAGAGCUGCGAAGAAGGUCAUCGAAGCCGAGCACCGAGCGAGGCCCGGACCCCGCAGCAGGAGCCUGAGGGUCGUUCUGAGGGAGCGCAAGGCCUCCAUAACGCUCGGAAUCAUCCUCACGGCUUUCACGGCCUGCUGGCUCCCUUUCUUUGCCCUCGCCCUGGUGCGGCCUCUGGGAGGCAAACCACUUCCGGAGGUGGCGCACAGCUUCGCGCUUUGGUUGGGUUACGCCAACUCGGCGCUGAACCCGGUCAUCUACGUCACCUUUCACCACGACUUCCGGCGCGCCUUCCGGGACCUGCUGUGCCUCCGCUGUCAGACGCAGGCAACCGGAAACAGCACGACUGGGGGCGGAAGCAGCAGCGGCACGGUCAGACAGUUGCUGGGCAGCAGGGACAACCACCUCAACUCGUGGGCCUGACCAUGGUGGACGUCACCUGAAGACCUACGGGUCUCCAGGGUCGACGUGAAUCAGCUGCAAAAUAAGCACAAUGAUCAGGGUAAUCACCACGAGACCAAUCAUCAUCAGAACAAUCGAGGCAGCACG